CUCACCUGUGAACAGAGUCCACACACCAUCCACCCACCACCACCUCUGACACCAUGUGCCAAUCUUGCUGCUCCCCUUGCUGCCAGCCCAGCUGUUGUGGGUCCAGCUGCUGCCAGCCUUGCUGUUGCCCAACUUGCUGUCAGACCACCUGCUGCAGGACCACCUGCUGCAAACCAACCUGUGUGACCAGCUGCUGCCAGCCUUGCUGUCGCCCUUCCUGCUGCAUCCAGCCCUGCUGCCAGACUUGCUGUCCCCCAACUUGCUGUCAGACCACCUGCUGCAGGACCACCUGUUGCAAACCAACCUGUGUGACCAGCUGCUGCCAGCCUUGCUGUCCUCCAACUUGCUGUCAAACUACCUGCUGUAGGACCACCUGCUGCAAACCAACCUGUGUGACCAGCUGCUGCCAACCCUGCUGCCAGCCGUCCUGCUGUUGCCAGCCGUACUGCUGCUGCCAGCCUUGCUGUCCCCCAACUUGCUGUCAAACUACCUGCUGUAGAACCACCUGCUGCAAACCAACCUGUGUGAGCAGCUGCUGCCAGCCCUGCUGUUGCCCUUCCUGCUGCUGACAGCCCUGCUGACAGCAUGUUUGAAGUACAUCCUAUGCAGUGCUACAGAACCUGCACCCACCUCACCUGUGGCUUCCUGUUUGGGUGUCUAUCCCAGAGCUGUGUCCAGCUAGUACCAACUGAGCUGCCUUGCAGCCUGCCCUCAGACCACCUAUGUAGGACCCACCAGCUGUUACUCUCCUUACCUAUGCCCAGCUUUUGUCAACUGCUUAAUUCUUAGCCACUUGUCAUUUUCAAAAAUCAUCGUUUAUCAUUGAACUAGUACAAACACAGCUAAAAAAAAUUCAAGAGACUAUGAAUGUUUUGAGUCCCCAUGCUUUUGGAAUAUCUGUGAACAAAUAAAACCAAAAUCAGAAAACAUCAACCUUGUCUGUGUCUGGUAAUGAAAUAUGAAGACUCAGCUUCAUGAACUCUGUCAUGGAAUUAAAAAUGCUUUAUCAUUUACCUGACUUUACUAGUACACGUUCAUUUCCAAGCAAUGCUGAAAAUUUCUUGUCACCCUCUGCCCUAUUAAAUGUGGAUGAAAAGCACACAAACA
Erinaceus europaeus (western European hedgehog) is the source of this 1107-nucleotide messenger RNA. Its product is annotated as keratin-associated protein 9-1-like. The coding region runs from base 54 to 569 and encodes 171 amino acids. The record is from RefSeq and is a predicted model, not a curated record. The transcript has a single exon. Lineage: Eukaryota; Metazoa; Chordata; Mammalia; Eulipotyphla; Erinaceidae. Gene Ontology annotation, cellular component: keratin filament.